Dermatophagoides pteronyssinus (European house dust mite) is the source of this 869-nucleotide messenger RNA. RefSeq lists its product as uncharacterized. NCBI's taxonomy places the organism in Eukaryota, Metazoa, Arthropoda, Arachnida, Sarcoptiformes, Pyroglyphidae. The record is from RefSeq and is a predicted model, not a curated record.
GGAAAACAUAUCACCACCAUCAUCAUUAGAUGUCAACGAUAUCACAUCAAUGACAAAAAUCAAUGAUGAUGAACCAUAUGAAUAUGAUGAUUAUUUUGAUCAACUUUAUGCUACGACAACAUCUUCAUUGAAUCAUAAUGAUGAUGAUCAUCAACAUUCAAAAAUAGUGGAUCCAUCCACUGAUGGUGGUGUGGAUGGUGAUACAUUAUCAUAUGAAGAAUAUCUUCGUGAUAUUUGGCAACAAUUAAAUGUUGGUCAUGAUGGUUAUCUAACUGUCGAUGAAUUGUAUCGUGUUUGUGAACAUAUUGGUAUGAAUAUUUCAAAUGAUCAAAUUAUUGAACAAUUAUUUGAUCGUUUAGAUUCGGAUCAAGAUGGUCGUGUUUCAUUAGCUGAAUUUGUUGAUGGACUUUUUCAAUAUAUUCAUCAUCAAAGUAAUUUACAACAUACCUCAUCAAGUGUACCAGAAUCUCCUAAUCAUCAUCCUCAUCAACUUCAUUAUCAAUCAACAAUUACGAAUGAAAUAUCAUCAUCACCACCGAUCGAUGAUAAUAGAAUUCAAAAGAAUUCUAUUGUGCCUCCCGCCGCAAUAGUUUUGCAUCAUCAUCAACAUAAUAAUCAAAAUAGAAAUUUACAACUUUCAUCAUCACCAUUACCACCACUUUCAUCAUCAUUAACAAAUUUAUUUAAUCUUUUAUCAAAUUAUUCAAAUUUUUUGACAAUAAAAUCUGAUAAAGAUGGGUAAGUCGUUUAUUUGAUUGAAAAAAUUUAUUUAUUUUGACCAAAAAAAACAUUUGAAAAUUUCAUAUAUCUAAUAUAUCAAUGUGAAUGUGAUUUAUAACAAAAAUGACCGUGAUCAUGGUGUCAACAAC